Nilaparvata lugens (brown planthopper) is the source of this 1847-nucleotide messenger RNA. RefSeq lists its product as uncharacterized. Bases 536 to 1783 code for a protein of 415 amino acids. The transcript has 2 exons. The record is from RefSeq and is a predicted model, not a curated record. NCBI's taxonomy places the organism in Eukaryota, Metazoa, Arthropoda, Insecta, Hemiptera, Delphacidae.
AAAAGUUCUGUAUUACUAUAUUUCAGAUUGAGAAUUAGGAUUUUUCUUUAUUGUCUUGUAUUUUUGUUGAACACAGUCUGUCAUGAAUUACGAAAAUAAUAGAUAAAUAUAAUCAAUCUGUAUGAAAAUAAAUAAAUAUAAUGAAAACAUUGACAAAACCUCUAAAUGAAAUAUGUCUUUUAGUACUCCAAUUUCAUUUCACUGGAAGUGAGGUACACGUUUUACUCUCAAUUUAUAAAAUCCUCAUACAUUAAAGUUUGCUUGAUUACACAUAUAAGAAUUAUUAUGAAAAUUGUCUCCUGAUCUUAAACAAAAUAAUUUAAAAAUAGAUACCUCGUAUCAAACUUUUAAAAUUUCAAAUAUGUAGUUAUAAGUUUGAGAGUGAAUCGUUAAUCUAGAAAAGAUAAGGUAUAAUAGGUAUUAGCUAUUCUAUCCUUUUUCUAAAUUGUUCAGUUUUGAUAUUAAGUAUUAGCAACUUCUAUAACAGCGUAGAUAUAUUAUAUAAUAAUUUUUGUAUCUUGAAAACCACAUAAAAAUGAAUACUUUACUAGAAAAUUAUAUGCAGCAUCCGUUAACAUACUUUUUAAUCAGGCGGUAUGAUGCACCGUUCUUCACCAUGAAUAAUAACAAUCAAGAUGAAGUCCUGAUACAAUGUUUCGAAUUUGCUGACAAUGAUGAUUCGAAUAGUAGUUUUCAGCAUAAUAUAGAUGUAACAAUUAAUUGUGUUAGACUCAGAUUACUUCAUCUCAAUAUUCGUAGCUAUAAUAAAAACGUUGAUGAAUUUCUCAUAUUGUGGCAGGGUAUUAAAACUAAAUUUAAUGUUAUAAUUUUAACCGAGGCAUGGUUGGACGAGGAUAGUGAGCUCAUGAGCCUUGACGGGUAUCAACUGUUUCGAAGUCACAAUGGAUUGAAUCAAUGUGAUGGCAUAGUUGUGUACUUGGAUGAUAGCUUAUCUUCCGUCACCUGUAACCAGUUCUCAAUUGGCGGGCUAGCAACGAGCUUGACCUUGAAUUUCACCUGGGCCAAUACACCUUGUCAACUUCUCUGUAUUUAUCGUAGCCCGUCUUCAUCUCUUCCAUACUUUAUUGAUAGUUUAUCGAACUUGCUCCAUACCGACACUAACCCUUCAUAUCUAAAAAUCAUAGCUGGCGAUAUAAAUUGCGAUAUCCUUCACCCAAAUAUAAACUCGCAAGAGGAACGCUAUCUGGAUAUGCUAUAUGAAUGUGGUUAUAUAUCAUGCAUAGACCGGAUAACGCGCCCCAAUAGCAAUACAUACAUAGACCAUUUCUUUAUCAAAUUGCCGUUCCAUUUCAAUGCAUGUUCUUUCAUUCUUCAAACGAGCAUAACUGAUCAUUUUGUAAUUGGGUUAGAAGUAGAGAAUAAUUUGUUGAUAGAACCGAGUAGAAAUAGUGACACCCAAUAUUCCAAGAUCAUUAACUGGUCUGGAAUUGAUGAAGCCUUGAAAGUGGAGAGUUGGAGACGGGUGGUCGAGGCGGCUGAUGUUGAUGAGGCUGCUGAGAGUUUCAAUGAGAUCCUACAGAAAAAUUUGGAGCAGUUCACAACAUCCGAAAGAGUGUGUGCUAAAACGAAAAAAAUUAAACCAUGGAUAACCUCUGGCCUCCUGCAAUCGAUGCGUCGUCGUGACAAGUUGAGUAAAGAGGUCAGGAGAAAUCCAUACAAUAAUCAACUCAGAAAAAAAUUUAUUCGAUUCCGAAAUACACUUAAGGCAGCUAUUAAGCGUUCUAAAUACAAUUAUUAUAAGAAUAAAUUGAGUGAAGCUUAGGGAGACUCUAGGAAAUUCUGGAAUGUUAUUAAUGAGGUUUCUGGACGAUCCACAGGCAAGCCGA